Molecule: messenger RNA, 711 nt
Organism: Colletotrichum gloeosporioides
Lineage: Eukaryota; Fungi; Ascomycota; Sordariomycetes; Glomerellales; Glomerellaceae
Exons: 1
Coding region: 1-711 (236 amino acids)
Source: RefSeq, a predicted model, not a curated record
AUGGAAUAUGAGGGCUGGGAAUCUAUAAAGGAGAAAGACGUCCGCGUUGACAGUCUAUCUGCUUCUCUCGUCAUCAGCAACAACAACUUCCACAACACUUCAAUCCAAUAUUCAACACUUUCAAGUUCCUCUACCCACACUCUCCAACAACACUUCAACCCCACAAACCACCCAACCACCAAAAUGCAGAUCACCAACAUCCUCAUCGCCGCCCUGGUCGCUGGCUCUGCCACUGCCGCCUCCGUCUCCUCCCGCGCCGCCCGCCUCGCCGCCCGCCAAACCGGCGCCCCCUGCGAGCGCAUCGGCGCCAACGACGCCAACUUCGGCGUCGCCGACCUCUCCUCGGGCGUCGUCGUCAAGAAGGUGCUCUCCUUCGCCGUCGGGCCCUCCGCCUCGGGCCCCUGCUCCCUAAUCGGCCAGUUCAACGCCGGCUUCCCCAUCGACCUCGGCGGCGCCGAGUUCUCGCGCCUCGACGUCCGCAACGUCGCCACCGGCGCGCUCGUCGGCUCGUUCCCCCCGCUCAAGGUCGAGAACAACGUCGUCGUCGAGGACACGUUCGUCACGAUCAACAGCUUCACCUGCGCGGACAACGUGGCGUUUGAGUUUGCGAUUGCGAACGACGGGGAGGCGGACGUUGAUAUCAAUGUUACUUUCACCGCGUCUGAGCAGGGCGGCUUCUUCAUCAAGAAGGGCGACCAGUGCCCCAUCUAA